Molecule: messenger RNA, 339 nt
Organism: Haemonchus placei
Lineage: Eukaryota; Metazoa; Nematoda; Chromadorea; Rhabditida; Trichostrongylidae
Source: the annotation of a GenBank genome assembly
AUGGGGCUUCCCAAAGAAGAAGCACCUCACGGAUGGGUGUUCCUCACGUGGCUGCGGGGACCGCGAUCUCUUCCGAUACUCUGCGCCACUUGCGACGAGCGAUCACUCCACUGGGCCAUACAAGACGAUGACAAGCUGUUGUGGGGUACGCGCCGCCUUGACUUCCGAGAAGAGCACAAAGGACUGCGCAUGUCAUCCUCGCCUUACAACGGUGUUGGCGGCCCUGUGCGGUGCCCCUUGGUGUUGGCUGCGUCCCUGCUAUCCAAUUACAACGACCAUCGUGGCCCUGCGCUUGAAUACGACCCUGCGCUACCCCUAGAACAUUGCCUCAGGGAUUAA